Molecule: messenger RNA, 1154 nt
Organism: Lolium perenne
Lineage: Eukaryota; Viridiplantae; Streptophyta; Magnoliopsida; Poales; Poaceae
Molecular function (GO): zinc ion binding
Source: RefSeq, a predicted model, not a curated record
AACAAAUAAAGGAGAUGUCCGUGCAAUCUCAAGAAGUCUGCCAUUGGAGUCUCUGAUCCCUUCGAUGCUCGGCUACAGUAGUAAGAAACGGCACCAAGCUUUUCUUGAGGAGGUCCAUAUGUGCACGAUAUGCCUUAACCAGAGCAAAGGCUCAAACUUCGUCAAGCUUCCAUGCCAGCUUGUUCUGUGUGAAGUGCAUGGAGACCUUAUGCAAGAUGCAUGUGAAGGAAGGCAGUUUGUUUCAGUUAGUCUGCCCUGACACAAAGUGCAAUACUUCCAUUCCACACAAUUUGUUAAAGAGGCUUCUCAGCGUAGAAGAAUUUGAACGUUGGGAUAGGCUUGCUCUUGAGAAAGCAUUGAAGUGUAUGGCAGACGUGGUUUACUGCCCAAAGUGUGAGGUUGGUUGCUUGCAAGAUGACGAUUACAAUGCACAAUGUCCCAAAUGUUCAUUCACCUUCUGCGGCCUUUGCAAGGAACUUUGGCAUCCAGGGAAGCAAUGUCUAACUACAGAACAAAGGCUCCAGCGCCAGAAGGCGUCAGGCAAGUUGACCCAGACGGAGAUGGCACAGGAAAUUCUGAACAUCAGAGAAUUGUACAAAGAUGUUCGGUUAUGUCCCACUUGUCGAGUGGCCAUCAACAGAAUCUCAGGCUGCAACAAAAUGAUGUGCACUAGUUGUGGUCAGUUAUUUUGCUUCCGUUGCUGCAAGGCAAUUAGUGGCUACAGUCACUUCAAGAACUGUGGGCUCUUCGAGGCUAGAGAUACCACAGAAUGGGACGCCCAAAUGACCCAAAUGCAGAAUGGAAUCCAGGAGCGAGCUCAAAACCAACCAUUGGGCGGCAGCAUAAGGUGUCCGAGAUGCCGUGAAAAAACUUUCAAGGAUGAUGACAAAUAUGUCUUCUGCUGGGCGUGCCGAACAAGCUACUGCACGCUGUGCAAACGGGCUGUGGAGGGUAAGAUACUGAAGAGGGGGCACUGGGGAUCGCCGGAAUGCGUGGGGCUUGAAAAUAUGUAGUAGCACCGGCUACCCUUAUGAUGACUUUUAAGUUAUCAUCAUUAUGCUUAUGAGUCGGUUAGUGACUAUAUACACCAUCGAGUCUAUCGUCAUUCUGAUCACCUGGCACUAGUAGAAACAAGGGCUUUUGUCCUGUUCUCG